CGACGACGACGACAACAACAUCAACAACAACAACAACAACGACAACAACAACAACAACAACAAGCUAAUGAACAUACAUAACCUGAUUGUGUUUGGCUUCAACAGAGAAUAAUAUUACCAUUCCCCAGUACUGUAAAGUGAUGCUCUUCUUCUUUCUAGUCGGUUUCGGUACGCCCAACUCUGCUACUUCUGUAUGAAUAGCCUUUUUGCUCAUUUGAAGCGAUGUAGUGCACUGUACCCUGUUUAGGUGAAUGGGAUCGUCCUGACGAGCUGAGGCAGUUGAAGCACUGAUACCCAAUGCGCCACAGUCAACGAACGGUGUGACUUACCAAUACUUCAGCUUGGCAUUUCUGGCAUGAAUUUGUUGCGUGUUUCAAAAAAGAACUUGUUCUAUUACAAAUGUGAUCUUAUGUUAAUAAACAACAGUGUUUCUCCCAGGAAUACGUACAUGCAAUUAUGCUCAAACGGAGAUAGCUUUACUGCCAAUUGAAGUAAAGCCUCGCAUAUUGGUGUGAUCAAGAUGGUGUGUAUUAGUCGUGUAACACUUCUCCUGGAAGUGUUCUCGGGAGUGCGUAGAAAGCUUCCAGUGCACGAGCUUAUUUUUCUCGUGCUUAUGGCACUGUGUUUCAUCGACAAAGCCGCUGCCCAACUUCUACAGCUUCACAUCACCGAUUUACCUUCGAGAACUGCGCGUUACGCUCCUACAGCAAUAUGCUCCCGGAAGCCCCAGGGAGUGUCUUCAAGCAAACUAGAUGGUACCAACGGAUUCUUUAUUGAGAUCGAGAAUUUUCCCCAGAAGUAUGUGCCAGGCCAAACCUACGAAGUGUCCAUCCUAGGAAGACCAUUACCGGGUGCGUCGGCCCAUCAAAAAUUCGUCGACUUUACAUUAACGGUUGAAUCCUCGGAUUAUAAUCGUUUAAAUCCAGACGUCGGAGUAUUCAAGCUUUCAAGCGACCAGCUGACAAGGUUCUCCGAAGAUUGUCCGUAUUCAGUAACCGCAACGUCGACUGUUCAGAAGUCACGUGCCUCCGUCCGCUGGACAGCUCCGCCAUCUGGAUCGGGCUGCGUCGUCUUCAAGGCUUCGGUAGUUGAAGAAGGCGAACGUUGGUAUGCGGAUGAUGGAGAGCUCACCCGAGAGCUCUGUCAGGAUUUCGAAAACACCGACGAUCAAGGUGAAACACUGGAACAAUGCUGUGCCUGCGAAGAAGCAAAAUACGAGGUUGCCUUCGAGGGUCUUUGGUCGCGAUACACACAUCCUAAAUCUUACCCUGAAAAUGAAUGGGAUGUGCGCUUUUCGAAUAUUACGGGAGCAUCACAUGCUGCCUCGUAUCGUAUCUGGGAGUACGGAGGCUUUGCGACCGAGGGCGUUCGACAUCUUGCGGAAACGGGACUUACAAAAGCACUAGAGACCGAGCUUAAGCUUCAGUCUGGAAACAUUCGUACGGUAAUCAAGGCACAAGGAUUAAGAUACCCGAAUCUCAAGAAGAAGACCUUUGCGGUGUUUCGGGUGGACCGGAAGAAUCACGUGGUCUCAUUGCUCUCAAGAAUGAACCCUUCGCCCGAUUGGAUGGUUGGGGUUUCCUCACUUGAACUUUGCCUAGCCAACUGCACAUGGGUUGCUGAAAAAAUCAUCAAUCUUUACCCGUGGGAUGCUGGCACUCGCGAAGGGCAUACUUACUACCCGGAAACAGUGGAACAAUCAGAACCUCCUCAGCGUAUACGUAAAAUCACCUCAUCAUAUCCACCGGACCCAGAAGCACCAUUUUACGAUGAAACCGGUACACCCAUGAAGCCAGUUGCUAGGUUGACCAUUUCAAGGCAGCGUUUGUACGAGAAGGUUUGCGGCGCUGAUGAGGAACGAAUGGCGGGAACAGUGGAUCAACCAAUCGAUGAUAUGAGAGAUGAAUGUGCAUCACACGAAUGGACAGCAUUUGGGCCGUGCAAUCAAAAUUGCGUGCGGGUUCGAUCACGGGCCUAUCAAUUCCUCGAAAAAGCUCAAGCAGCACAGUGUCGAAGCACCCUCGUUCAUACAAUACCCUGUGAAGAAUGUGGGACCUUUAAUUGUGAAACAACACCCUGGUCUUCGUGGGAAGAUUGCCCCGUUACUUGCGGUCGUGGCUGGAGAACUAGACACAGAAGAUUCAAAAAUAAAAUGGCCAACAAGGUUUGCUCUCAAGAGUUAAUGCAGAAAAUUCCAUGCGAAGGAACAUUACCGGAGUGCACUGAUGAUGUGAUACCUUCAGAAUGUGCCGUUACUGAGUGGACCGAAUGGUCUCCGUGCACGGAAAGUUGUGGGGAAGGCAUCACCCAACGCACAAGGUUAUAUCGUGACGAGCGGAUUGCCACCCUGAAUCAAUGCGGCGUGGAACUUUUACAAGAAAAAGCUUGCUUCGGUGACGAGUGUGGCAGUCUCGAACCAUACGAGAGAUGUCGACUUCCAAAGGACGAAGGUCGUGCCUGUCGUGGUCAGUUCCAAAGAUACUAUUAUAACCCUGAUCAGCGAAAAUGUGUACAUUUUGUGUACACUGGCUGCCAUGGCAAUGCUAACAAUUUCAAAACUUACGAAGAAUGUCGGGAUGAGUGCGAGAUACCUCUAACCGGAGACUCCGGCGACUAUGAAACGUCGAUAGUUUCAGGCGGCCCCACGUUUCCAGGUGAGAGCGACCCCAUACAGAAAGAUUCAUCCCAUAGUGGUCCUGGAGGACACCGAACUGGUGGAGCAGGAUCUAUUGAUUGCGUUGUUAGCAAGUGGACACCGUGGAGCCAGUGUUCACAGACCUGUGGAACUAGUCGCAAAGAACGUUACCGACGAAUAAUCACGCCAGCCCAAAACGGUGGAAGACCGUGUCCUGAGAAACUGAUACAACGUCGACGAUGCGACACGCCACCUUGUCCAAUAGAUUGCCAAUUGAGCCAGUGGACUCGCUGGGGCCCAUGUUCAAAAACCUGCGGUAGCGGUUUUCGCGAACGCACUCGUUCUAUUAAGAGAAAUCCGCGCCAUGGAGGUGCUCAAUGCGCUCCCACUUAUGAAAGGACAUACUGCGAGGGACUUUCACCCUGCAGACAUUAAUAAAUGUAAUGAUCAUGGUGAUGAUGUAACGCGGCAGUGUUGAGGCUUUGGUGUAAAACAUUUAUCACCACUUUUCUGUAUACCUACGAUUUUGAAAACUAUGUUGAUAAUAAUAUUAAUAAUGAUAUUUUAAUAAAAAAAACGCAUCUCAAGUAAGUGUUCUUCCUAAGUCUAAACUGCCUACAUGCCUUCGUUUCACAAGCCUAGAGAAUAAUGAUGAAUCACAAACGGACUAGAAAAUGCGCAGUCGUGUAACUCCGACUCCCCUCAGAACGUGAGUGCACGUUUGGAUUCUAACAAUGGUAAUUAAUGGACUAUAACAACAAAGCGAGGCCGUCAAUGGUUUCCGGAUUAUCUGUUCAGAGGCGAACCGCACAUACAUUGAUUAGAUGUGCAUUCUGAUCGUAGAUGAGGAAAUAUAUAAAUUAAUUUUGCUGUUCAGUACUUUGUAACUUUCUUAGUAUGUACUUCAACCCGAAAGAC
This is a messenger RNA of Varroa destructor (honeybee mite), 3553 nucleotides long. RefSeq names its product spondin-1-like. Gene Ontology annotation, molecular function: serine-type endopeptidase inhibitor activity. Gene Ontology annotation, cellular component: extracellular matrix. Lineage: Eukaryota; Metazoa; Arthropoda; Arachnida; Mesostigmata; Varroidae. Gene Ontology annotation, biological process: cell adhesion. The record is from RefSeq and is a predicted model, not a curated record.